AUGGUGCGUUGGAGAGACGUGCAGCAUAUUGCCGAGCACCCGGAGGACGAUGGUGACCUUCCUCCACUGGUCUCUCACGAGCCAGUUUUAAUGAGUGAUUCAUGGAGCCCAGAGAAGGGGAUAGAGGACGAAGCACAAAUUGCCACUCCGAGGGAAGAGGAGAGGCCAUCGGAAGCCUCUGGGGAGGAGGAAGAGGAGGAAGAUGAAGAUCCUGAGGAGAUUCUUGAAGUUGAGGAGGAAGAAGAGGAGGAACAGGAGCACUUUGAUCAGGAUUUGCCAGAAGAUCCCUUGCUGCCAGAGCCAGAGGGCAUGCCUGAUGGCCCAUGGCUUGCGGGCGAGGUUGAGUUCUUCAGCGACUUUGACUCCGGAAAUUUGGCGGGUGCACAAGUCGCCCGGCCCAAUCUGUCGCCAGAGCCUCUGUCCAAGAAGGACUUGCGCUCGGCCGAUGUGCAGUGGGCAGCAGAACCUGACGAUCGUAAAAUCCUUUACGAGAUGCUGCACAACUGCAGCGUUCGCAAAGAGCCACAUCCGAAAGCCAAGCUCAUUACCAAGAAGUCGGCUGGAGCGCGCCUGUACGCCAGCUGCCGCGUGACGCUUGGAGGAUGGCAGAAGCUGGUGGACGAGGAUGGCUGGGCUCAACUGGGGCCCGGAGCGGCGCAGUGCGACGAAAGUGCGACGGCCCCGGAAUUGAAGCGUUUCACUCCAAUGGAGGAUCGCCCGACCUCUGGCGAGAGUAAUGAUGUCAACAUGGGUGGCUACCCCACGCCGGCACCAGCAACGCCAGCACCAGCAGCGCCUGCCCCAGCAACGCCUGCGCCAGCACUGCCAGCACUGCCAGCAGACAGUGGUGUGCUGUGCUUCGAAGUGACGGCCCGGGCAGAUUGUGCUGGGACUCCCUUUGCGAGCGAGGAGUGUCAGUGGUUCCACUUCGGCAUCCGUGGCGAAGUGGAAAAGACAAGGCUGCGCUUCCACGUCCUGGGCUUGUCGCGCUUCCGGCGCUUGGAGACGACGCGCAUGGUGAGCGGGCAGUUGCUGACGGACGGCUUGCAACCUGUGUUCAGAUACACUAGCAGCAAUGAGGGCUGGCAACUGGUGAAGGGAGAGAUCGGGAUGCUUCGAAUGCCUGAUGGAAUGAUUGCCUUCACUUUCGAGCACGCCAUGACAAGGAAGCUGGAGAAGGAUCAGGAACUCUACUUCGCGCUCACCUUCCCUUAUUCGCUCGGUCGGAUUUACAGUCACCUGCAAACGGUGCUCCCACGCUUUGUGCAGAGUGGCGCCUAUGUGAAUCGUGAAGAGCUCACUAAGUCGCUGGGAGGCUAUCCUAUCGAGCUUCUGACCAUCACCGAGCGGUCAAAUCGCUCGGCGCAGCGCCUGCCGCUACUGCCGGAGCUCAGCUUGGAUGAGCAGGAUCGUCCUUGGAUAUUCCCUGGGCGGCGACCGAUUUUCAUCAGCGCCAGGGUUCAUCCUGGGGAGACUCCAGCCAGUUAUAUGCUGGAAGGUCUUUUAGACUUCCUCUCGUCCUCCUGUGCAGCGGCCAAAGAAUUGCUGCGGCGCUAUGUCUUUUUCGUGAUCCCGGUGCUGAACCCCGACGGGGUUGCCCAGGGACACCAUCGUUUGGACCUUCGCGGGGAGAACCUGAAUCGGGUCUAUGGCAAAGCGACCCUGGAGCACCAUCCUUCAAUUUUCGCGGCUGAACAAGCCUGCCUGAAUGUGCACCAGAAUCAGGGUGGCCUACGUUUGUAUCUUGAUCUGCAUGCGCACAGCAAUCGCCGUGGUGGCUUCUUGCUGGGCGACACCACUGCCGCAGAAGCGCGACUCUAUGGUUGGGCUUUGGGGAGGCAUUGUGGCAUUUUUGAGUAUGCCCAGAGCGAUUUUUCCGAAUCCAAGCGCGGCACUGGGAAAUCGGCGAUGGUCAAGCUGACUGGAAACCCACUCUGCUUCACGGUGGAGUGUCACUACAUCAGAGGUCAUCAUAGCCCUUUUCCCUUCGGGCCAAAUGCCUGGCGUCGCAUGGGUGCCAGCUGUUUGUUGGCUCUUCUCGAGUUGGACUUCUUAGCCAAGCCCAGGCGUAGCCUUUGCCCGUCCUUGCCAGCCUUCCACGCCCGGUACCGGGAAGGGCUCUGGGCGCUGCGGCAACUGGAGGGGCGGCAAAGCGCCCGAGCCGAAGGAGAUGCCUCCCUGCCCCACACAGCGGACGCCGCGGCGUAUGGCGCCAUGGAGUAUUGGCUCGGGCUCCUGUGUGCAGCCUCCGCUGCCGUGGCGUAUGGCGUGCAGUACGCGCCGGUCAAGAAGUACGAGAUCUACGAUGGCAUUACCUUCCAAUGGUUCAUGUGUGCUGGGAUUUUGAUGGUGGGAUUUUUAUCUUCCAUCGUUUUUGGCGACUUUGGAAUGAAGGACAAUGAGUGCCUUCUGAUCGUCUUUGGUGGUGCACUUUGGGCCUUGUCCAACUAUUUGGUCUUGCCCCUUGUGAAGCUCCUCGGAAUUGGCUUGGGGUUCUCCUUGUACCACUUCGUGAACCUGAUGGUGGGCUAUGUGGUGGGCCGCUUUGGUUUCUUUCAGAUGGAGCGUUUGAAAGGCGAUCUCAUGGUUUGCGACUUGGGUUGUUCUUUGAUAUUGAUUUCCUUCGUCGUCAUGGUCUUCGUGGAAGGUGAUUCCCAGCGUCCACGAUCUCAGCGAGUGACAAUCCUGGAGUUGCCACCAGCCAUCUUUCCCAUCGACCACCACUAUCGGGAGAUGUAUCAACGGUGGCGACAAGGAGAGGCUCGUGGUGCACGCGACCUGCCUGAGUCCUUCGUCAUAGAAACAGCCAUGGCAGUGCGCUCCACCAUGUUUGCUCAUGCCGCACUGGAGAGUGGUAGCAACUUGAAGUCGGUGGGUGGCUUCGGUGUGGUCGCCACGCAAGAGGAGCUGCCGUUGGAAGGCCAGAACUUGGUGAGGCCAGAGACCUUGCGACCAUCUCACUCGCCGAUAGUGCGAAGUAACAGCGAGCCGAGCCUGUCU
Molecule: messenger RNA, 3000 nt
Organism: Durusdinium trenchii
Lineage: Eukaryota; Dinophyceae; Suessiales; Symbiodiniaceae
Source: the annotation of a GenBank genome assembly